AUGUCAUUCCUCACGGAUAUCAACUUACCAUCUCUUCGCAGAUUCGGCUAUGACCAGGGUGUCAUGUCCGGUCUGCUAUCUGGUGAUGCAUUCACUGCGAGAUUCCCUGAAAUCGACACUACAUCUACUGGUCAUAAAAGGUCAUCGUUACAAGGCAGAGUUGUUGCCAUAUACGAAAUUGGCUGCUUUACAGGGGCAAUUAUCUCGUUGAUGGUGGGUGAAAGACUUGGCCGGCGCAAGUCUAUCUUGGCUGGAUGUGUUAUCUUGGCUAUUGGUGCUGCUCUCCAGUGCAGCGUCUAUGGAAUUCCACAACUGAUUGUUGGGCGAAUUGUUGCCAGUGUUGGCAAUGGUCUCAACACGAGUACUAUUCCUGUCUGGCAUUCGGAAUUAAGCAAAGCUACCAGUCGUGGUAAAGGACUAGCUAUCGAACUGGCUAUCAACAUUUUCGGCGUUAUGAUGUCCUACUGGGUUGAUUAUGGCUUCAAUUUUGUUGAAAGUGAAGUCCAGUUCCGUUUCCCCAUCGCCCUGCAAAUUCUCUUCGCCAUUUUGACCGUUAUUGGGGUUAUCUUCGUCCCCGAAUCUCCUCGCUGGCUCAUCAAGCACGGACAUGGAGAGAAAGCCCGCCAUGUCAUCUGGAGGCUACAGGAUAAUGCCAAGGAAAUUGACGAAAACGAUGCUGUCGUCGGCAUCGAAGUCCAGCAAAUUUCUGAAGCAAUCAUAGAAGAGACAGAGGCCUCAGCUGAAGGGUCAUUUGAACACUUCUUCCAGAAUGGUGAUCAGAAAUUCUUGCAUCGGACUCUGCUUGGCCGGCGAAAGUUGAUGAUGUUCGCGGUGGUUGGACAAGGUUGCUGUAUGGCCAUCUUGGCAGGUACUGUUUGGAGCUGUGGCCAUUCGGCAGGCCUUGUUGCGACAGUGAUGCUCUUCAUGUUCAAUUUUUUCUUCGCAGUUGGCCUUCUAGUUAUUCCCUGGCUCUUGCCGGCCGAGUAUUCGCCCCUGGCUAUUCGAACCCGAUCGGCAGCUCUUGCUACUGCAACUAAUUGGAUUUGUACAUUUUUGGUCGUUGAAAUUACUCCAGUCAGCAUUGCCAACAUCGGAUAUGGGACUCACGUCUACUUUGCCAAUUCUUCUAGUCUUCAACUCAUCUGCUUUCUCCCUCUCAUCUACUUCUUCUACCCGGAGACACGCAAUCUCACGUUGGAACAGAUCGACAAGCUUUUCACCGGCGGAAAGGUCAAUCUUUACUGGCAUCCAUCCAUGGGUAUGGCUGGCGAUGUAGAUUCUCGCAUCACCCAAAGUAAGGAGAUGGAAGCUGGCGCUGGAGAUACGGAACAUGUGGAGUAA
Messenger RNA from Penicillium odoratum, 1341 nucleotides. RefSeq lists its product as uncharacterized. Gene Ontology annotation, cellular component: membrane. The coding region runs from base 1 to 1341 and encodes 446 amino acids. Gene Ontology annotation, molecular function: carbohydrate:proton symporter activity. The record is from RefSeq and is a predicted model, not a curated record. The transcript is spliced from 12 exons. Gene Ontology annotation, biological process: carbohydrate transport; transmembrane transport. NCBI's taxonomy places the organism in Eukaryota, Fungi, Ascomycota, Eurotiomycetes, Eurotiales, Aspergillaceae.